Molecule: messenger RNA, 1038 nt
Organism: Penicillium taxi
Lineage: Eukaryota; Fungi; Ascomycota; Eurotiomycetes; Eurotiales; Aspergillaceae
Product: glycoside hydrolase family 12 protein
Exons: 4
Coding region: 1-1038 (345 amino acids)
Biological process (GO): polysaccharide catabolic process
Molecular function (GO): cellulase activity
Source: RefSeq, a predicted model, not a curated record
AUGGCUUUGGUAUUGCGUCUAUUAGUGAAUGCUGGCUUGCUAGCUAUUCCCAUCGGUGCUACUGUUGGUGCCCUUGUUGGAAUUGAUGCUCAUCGUGCUGCCACUGGUCAGUCUCCGCUGUUCAGUGGUGAGAGCGAUUCAAGUGGCAGUGGCAGUGGCAGUGGUAGCAAUGGAGGCAGCGGCUCUGAUAGCACUGGAGGCGGCUCGGGAGGUGGUACACCUACAAUAAGCGAUGGAGGCAAAGUGACCACUAAACCCUACUGCGACCUUUCAUACGGAAUCACUCCUCCCACACAUGGCGAUUCAUUCACUUUCAAUCCUAACCAGUGGGGUGUCACAUCUACUUCUGUGGGAGAGUUGUGCUUGAAUGUCACAACCUUCUCGAACGAAACCUAUGCGACCGACUCAACCGUCCCAGCCUGGAGUGUCACCUGGCAGUACGAUCAAGGUUUAUCGACCGCACCUGUGCACGCCUUCCCUAACGUGAUGGUCGACGACAUUUUCCCCAUCUCGUUGGAUUCUAUGCAGGAGAUCAACUUCGAUGUUGAGUGGACUUACGGAGCAGGCAACGAUGCUGCCGAUACCAUCGAUGAAACCUCCCUCACUGCAGUCAAUCUUAACGCCAACGUUGCCAUCGAUAUGUUCUUCGACAGUGACAAGACUACCUCUCAGAACAGUACUUCAGCCAAGUUCGAGGUCAUGGUUUGGUUUGCGACCUUUGGUACAAGUACUGACGUGAUCGGUCAUGACGACGGUAUCAAGAAGACGAUGAAAUUGAAUAACACGACUUUUAAUCUUUAUGGAGGUCAGAACACGGCCACUAAUCAAUGGGUCUACACAUGGAAAACAGCUGAAACAACAGGCACGUUCUCUGAUGAUAUUUACCCGCUGAUUGAGUAUCUUUACACCGAGACUGGAGACGACUACCCUACGAAGAGUGACUACAUGGGUGUCUUCCAAUUCGGCACUGAAGCAUUCUACUCCGCGUCUAAUGUCACCUUCAACGUCCCAAGUAUGUCCAUCGACAUCAAGAGCUGA